Messenger RNA from Chrysemys picta bellii (western painted turtle), 3355 nucleotides. It is a transcript of the gene CTHRC1, whose product is annotated as collagen triple helix repeat containing 1. The record is from RefSeq and is a predicted model, not a curated record. Lineage: Eukaryota; Metazoa; Chordata; Testudines; Emydidae.
CUGUGGCUGUGGCCGGACGGCUCAGGCUGGGAGUUGCUGCCGUGUUACAGGAUGGAAAUUCCUGGCGUCCCCAGGGAGGGAGCUCAGGCUCGGGGCUGUGAAAGGCUCAUUUAUCCAGCGCGCUGCAGACACUGACUCAUCCCCCCCUCUCGCUAGCUGCGCUCCCAGCCAGCCCGGCCCCGCGCCCCCGGCUGCCCCGCACCAUGCGCUCUCCGCCCGCCGCUGCCGCCGCCGCCUCGCUGCUCCUGGCCGCGCUGCUGCUGGUUGCCCCGCCGCUCGGGGAGUCCGAGAGCCCGAAGGGGAAGCACAAGGCGCUGCGCCAGAGGGAGGUGGUGGAUGUGUACAAUGGAAUGUGUUUACAAGGACCUGGUGGUGUUCCUGGACGAGAUGGAAACCCUGGCAUCAAUGGAAUUCCUGGGACACCUGGAAUCCCUGGUCGGGAUGGGUUGAAAGGAGAAAAAGGAGAAUGUAUGCGAGAAAGCAUUGAGGAGUCUUGGACACCCAACUUUAAACAGUGUUCAUGGAGUGCGCUGAAUUAUGGCAUAGAUCUUGGGAAAAUUGCAGAAUGUACAUUCACAAAGAUGCGCUCUAACAGUGCUCUAAGAGUUCUCUUCAGUGGAUCACUUCGACUCAAAUGCAAAAAUGCAUGCUGCCAGCGGUGGUAUUUUACAUUUAAUGGAGCCGAAUGCUCUGGGCCACUUCCUAUUGAAGCCAUAAUUUAUUUAGACCAAGGAAGCCCAGAGCUGAAUUCAACUAUUAAUAUACAUCGCACUUCUUCAGUGGAAGGACUGUGUGAAGGAAUCAGCGCUGGGUUGGUGGAUGUUGCUAUCUGGGUUGGUACUUGUGCAGAUUACCCAAGAGGUGAUGCUUCUACAGGAUGGAAUUCAGUCUCUCGGAUCAUCAUUGAAGAGCUGCCGAAAUAGAAGUUUUUUCUAAACCUCCUUAUAACCCAUCGUUCCCAAGCCCCCUAUCAAUUUUUUUAUAUACAUUUUGUACAAUUAACUUUGAAAUUGAGUAUUUCUGUAGAGCUUUGUAAGCAUUUGGCCAGAAUACACAAACUUGCUUACAAGCACCCUAGUUGAAUUUUUCCAGCUGAACUAUUUAACAUGUAGGCACAUCACUGUUGAGCACACCUGGCAAGUUCUUCUACAAUAUAAUUUUAGAACAAAUAUUAGAAACAAGUUUGUCCAGUUGUUUUAUUAUAAUUUGGACCGAAUAUUUAUCACCUUUGUAAAAACUUUACAUUAAAUCUUUUUAUAUUGGUUAAAUAAAUAAGACCUUUUACAAAAAGCGGCAAAAAUCCAGGCUAUUUUAUUGUCAGCAAAAUGCAAAGGGUUUUACUUUUUACAUGACUAUUAUGAAACAGGUGUAUUAGAGUAGCUUGACAGACAUGAAAGUAAUAUCUGUGGAGAAAAUACUAUACUUUAUUCUUCAUUUUAGAUUCCAAGAGCAUUACUUAAAAGUAUCAAAUCAUAUUAUACAAACCUGAUUGUACUACUGUAGCACAGGAUUACUCAAUUUUACUGUAGUUCUGAUUCAACUCCCAUUGAUGUUCUUGAGAGUUGGAUCCAUGCCAAUAAGAAGCAGAAAAUAACUCAUUUUAAAAGAUUAAGUUUUCAGCAUACCAUUUUGGCUUUUCCCCCACUAAGUUAAAUAACUCAUUAAGAGGUUCUCCACACCCAAUUUAUUUUUAGUAUGAAAGUCAGUUAAUACUGAAGAAGACUAAUAAGCGUGAAUAUAUUGGACAAUUCUCCUACAACAAAUGUUGAUUUACUUUAAUAAUUAAGGUAUUUCAUUUCCCCAACAAACUAGUUUAUUUCAUAGUCUUCUUAGCCAGUCACCACUUAUCACUUUGGUGCUAACAUAAUUAUAAAUCAGCAACACAAAAGCAUGAAGUGUGUUACAUUAAUAGGAAUGGAAAAAAUAAAUAUUUAAGGGUAGGCUCAAAUGCCUCACGCUGUAUGGCCUUCAGAAUAGUUUGCAAGUGUUAGAAGCAAUCACAGUAUGAAGGUAAUGUGUUCAGUCUCAUAAGACUAGAUAAAGAAAAUGAUUAUGUUGAUCAUUCAGCAUUUCUCAUAGCUAACUGUAGCAUUCUAAGUAUUCACUCCAAAAUGCAGCUGUCAAGUGACAGUACCCACAAAAGUGGGGCGCUUUUAAAAUUUUUACAACUUAAAAAAAAUGUUAAGUGGUUAGAAAGAAUUCAAAUUUUGCACUGAAGACACAAUCCAAAGGAAAAGUCACAAAAGCAUGUAUAACAUGUGAAAGUGUAAUGACUAGUUUUCCCUAGAAUUAAAAAGAAAAAAACCUGUACAGCUUAGAUUCAGGUUUUAACUUUUGUUUUGUUAUUAUUAUUAUUAAAGAAAUACUUUGGCUCAGCCAGGUUCUGAAGAGAAUAUGCAAUACAUAUUCUUUAAGAUUGUCACUGCAUUUCCCUCUCAAAUUUCUACCUCCAUUUUGCAGUGAAUUGGUACACCUCUACCUCAAUAGAACGCUGUCCUCGGGAGCCAAAAAAUCUUACCGCGUUAUAGGUGAAACUGCGUUAUAUUGAACUUGCUUUGAUCCACCAGAGUGUGCAGCCCCGCUCCCCCAGAAAGCACUGCUUUACCGUAUUAUAUCCAAAUUCGUGUUAUAUCAGGGUAGAGGUGUACCAUAUAAACUAACCUGAAACUAGGAGGCUGUCAGGCUCUUCUACCUGGAAAUAAUAUCAGAUCAGUGUUGCUGCUGAGGUCCAGCAAGCUAUACAGCGGAUAUAUCUCCCUAGAACUUUGUUCAUUGCCACUGUUUUCAUGGGGUUUCAGAGUAUAUUCUCAUCUUCGAGUGGUUAGCAAUGCCCUAUUGAAUUAGUCCUACAUAUUAUGUACUUGAUUUUUUUUUGUUAAAUAAAAACCUCAUAAGGCACAUGAAGUUAACAACUGCAUUAUACAGAGAUGUUCAGCUUCGUAAUUCACAUGAGGGCCUUUGAGUAAGUUCAGUUAUCAUUCAAGUACAAAUGAAAUGUAAAUAUAAAAAAUGCCUAUAUAAUAAAGAAGGCCAGCUAAUGGAACCCUAACAGUAUCCCAUCUCUGCUGAAUGCCAGCAAUUUCAUAAUUUAGACAUUUAUGUUCUCAGGUCUUUGUGUGUGAGUGGGAGUAGGAAUGGGUUAUUUAUUAUUUGUAUUACUGUAGCACAUGGGAGCUUUAGUCACAGACCUGGACCACACAAUGCUGUAAAAACAUAGAACAAAGAUAGUCCCUGCCCCAAGAAGCUUAGUUAGUAAAGACUUAAACAUGCAGGAAAGAUUACCCAAGAAGGCAGUAAGAUUAGUCAAUUGAAAAACAUUCCUCUCAAUAUCAAGCUACUCUUCAGAUAGUUGAAU